CCUGCUCUUGAGGUUCACAGAUGAUACUUUUGAUCCAGAACUGGCAGCGACGAUAGGUGUUGACUUCAAGGUGAAAACAAUUUCAGUGGAUGGAAAUAAGGCUAAACUUGCAAUAUGGGAUACUGCUGGUCAAGAGAGAUUUCGAACAUUAACUCCUAGCUACUAUAGAGGUGCACAGGGUGUUAUAUUAGUUUAUGAUGUCACAAGAAGAGACACCUUUGUUAAACUGGAUAAUUGGUUAAAUGAAUUGGAAACAUACUGUACAAGAAAUGACAUAGUAAACAUGCUAGUUGGAAAUAAAAUCGAUAAGGAAAAUCGUGAAGUUGAUAGAAACGAAGGCCUGAAAUUUGCUCGAAAGCAUUCCAUGUUAUUUAUAGAGGCAAGUGCGAAAACCUGUGAUGGUGUACAAUGUGCCUUUGAGGAACUUGUUGAAAAGAUCAUUCAGACACCUGGACUGUGGGAAAGUGAGAAUCAGAAUAAAGGAGUCAAACUGUCACACAUGGAAGAAAGCCACGGAGGAGGAGCCUGUGGUGGUUAUUGUUCUGUGUUAUAAACUCUGGGAAGUUCCACCUCUUGCAUAUUUGAUGAGAUAGUGACAUCUUUCUGUAUAUAAACUCUCACUGCUAUUUUAGGGACCUUGCAGUUUGCACAUAAUUGUUUUGUAUCAUGGCAGUAAAUAUUUGCGAGAAAUCCCACUCAUCGGCUUUCCCAGGUAAAAUGGUAUGGUAAGCAUGCAGUUUGUAGUCUACAGUUUUUUUAUGUAACAUAAAAUAGAUGUACCUUUAUGAGUACAUUUGAUUUUAUGAUUUACAUUUAUCAUGUAAUUUUUAAGACACCCAUCUCUCCAGUACAUGUUACUACAAAGUCUGCUUUGGGUCUCUCUUGCUUAAAUACUCCUGUUAAUUACUGACUUACUUGGGUAUGUAGAAUUCCUAGAACCAUUGGGAGGUAAACAGAUACCACCAAACCUGUCAGAUUUCCUUUGAGGAGUAACAAAGACCAUGGCUUCACCACUUUCCUAAGAUGUCUGAGAUUCUCUUUUACUACUAAGCAAAAUCUCAGUACAGACUGUAGCUCAGGCCAAUUCAUAAUUAAAUUUCUAUUUGUUCUGAUGAUGCUUCCAAAAUAGUGUUGGUAUAUUAAAGAAGUUUGAUAUUACUUUUUAACUUAUCUCAUUGACUAGGUUGGUUCUUUGUUAGUUUCAGUCCUGUGAUAAGUGCAUUGGAUUCAUGUUCCUUUGCACAGUGUUUUUAGUUACAUGGUGUUUGGCAGAAUGGCAAUAAGGUUUUUCCUCAUUUUCGUUUCCGGACAUGCAUAGUAUUGAUUAAAACCCCUUUAGUACUUAACCACUUGUAAAACUUAACCUUUUUCAUAAAUGUUGGUUGUAUUUGUCCAGGUACCUUCAUUGUAACUUAUGUAAUGUUUAUGAAUAUCUGUAUCUUGCAGCUUUCGUAAAUGGCUAGUUGAUAUUCAAAAACCUACUUCUGUGUUCUGGGGAGUGGGGAAUAAAACACUAAAUAACAAUUUGAGAAAAGCAUAUUCCUUCCAGAUUCUAACGUGGGAAAAUACUGUUGCAGUGAAAAUGUUGAUAAUUUACUGUAACAGGUAAUCAUUAGUUUCUCAAAACUAACUUGUACACACUAAUAAAUCUUUGCUACAGUAUUGUUUUCUAACUUCUUGCUACUGUACAUGUGUGUUUUUUCACUUCUGUUAUUUAAUGUACUUUGAUCUCUGCUAUUUUAAGUCUACUUGUAAGUAAUUGAUCUUUCAAAGCUGGUCACUAUAAUGCCCUUCAGUAAGAUUCUGAUAUUAAUUUCUUGGCACUUUAUUCUCUGUGUAAUUGGAAAUGAUACACAUUCUUGUGGACCUUUGCAAUAUGUGUGUUAAUGAUUUUACUUUAAAUUGGUUUCUUUAUGAAAUACACAUCUUCACAUAUGAAAACCUCACAUUGUACUUGGUUUACACUUGUUAGCCGACAUUACAUAUGAGUAAAAGUUUUAUCCAUUGUGUAUUAAUUCUGCGUUGUUACUGAAAAGUAGCUGAUUUGUGCUUACAAUUUGCUCCUGUUGCAUUAAACUUCAGAUUUGUGUAUUUAUGUAGACUUGUUUUGACAAAACUUUUCUGUUACUUUCUGCUCCUUUGGUUAUGUGGUAAUCUUUCUGAACAUGGAAUUGUUCUCUUCAUUUGGUACGAUUUCAAUACAUACAGAUCACUUGAAUAUAAUUUUAAGAACUUUGGUUUAUAUUGUAAACUUUUAUAGGUUUUGAAUAAAUAUAGCUUGCUUUCCCUAGAUGCAUUUGUGCAGGGAAGUACUAUACACUUUCCUGUUACUCUCAUCAGCUGAGGAACAUUUGAAUAUAAUGUUACUCAAAUUGUC
Chinchilla lanigera (long-tailed chinchilla) is the source of this 2377-nucleotide messenger RNA. It is a transcript of the gene Rab18, whose product is annotated as RAB18, member RAS oncogene family. The record is from RefSeq and is a predicted model, not a curated record. Lineage: Eukaryota; Metazoa; Chordata; Mammalia; Rodentia; Chinchillidae. Gene Ontology annotation, molecular function: GTPase activity; GTP binding.